UGUGCGCCUGUGGCAGCCGCGCCUCCACUGCAAGAAGCGAGGGGCUGCAGACGCUCGCGCCUCUACCCGCUCUGGUCCUUUCGCUAAACGAGUGGGCGUACUCGCAGCACAGCGGCGUCCCGAGCCCGGGAUUACUCACCUUCCACCGACGUGACUAACGACCGUUACCAGUGUGUUUAGCUGCUAACGUCCUCACACAGGCUGCAGACACGUUUGAGAAUUCGAAUGCAUAUUUACAUAUCUAUAUCAGCGAAAAGAUAGAAAAUUCAUUUCGUCAGUCUUCUGUCGCGCUACAGAGUUUUCGAACUUUGUUGCCAGCAGCGGCAGUAUCGCAGUUCAAACGUUCGUCGACGGGUAAAGUUGCUGAAGAAUACAUUACCGGCUACUCAGUAUUUCGCGAUUCACAAAAGUCGAUACAAUAGUAGGACAGAUAUAUGACACAAAAAGCUGCUGUCAGACAACACCACCGGGUGGGAACGAGGAAAUUGACAAUAGAGUAGAUGAACGUUCAUCUGUAGAACAAACUCUGCUGUGGUUCUCGUACAUACAGUCUCACUAACGGAACCGCUAACACUAAACGGGUUGAAGCCUACAAGCAGGAAGCCAAUGUAACAUCUCUAGGCUAGACGCUUCCAACUGUGGUUCUCAUAUCGCUGACGGACAGUAUUCCUGUUAUCUCUCCCACUGUUCUGGCGGAGUCUAACGUUCCUUAAAGGCCCGUAUUUCCUUACAAAUGAUUCAUUUUUGAGUUUUGUUAACUGACACAUGGAACUCUUAGUACCAUCGUACUUUUAAGAGAGAAUUUGCUACGUCUCUUUCCCUCACCUUCUUUGCUGGAAACUCAAACAAAUACGUCGCAAUAGUCGGAUUUUUGCAGUCAUAAAUCUGUUCUAUGCCUAGAUCGGAUAGGUUUUAUUAAACUAAUUCACGAGUUUAUUUACACUCUGAACUCGUCAAAUUUAUUUUAUUCAAGGCGAUUUACGAAAGAUCACUUGCACAUAUCCAGAACAGUUCUUGAAUCAUUAACUGUAGUUCGAGCGUAAUUCACUUUUACGGCUGUGCAGAUCCUAUCUUGUUCGUUCAGGAAAACAUAUGAUGAACGAAAUUAGGUUUCAGUUUCUUAGUGUGAAACUGUAAUGCAUGAAUUCCAAUGUUUGAUAUUGUCUUUCUAAGCAAGUUGUAGCUCGUCCCGUUCUUAAGGACUGUCUUACAGCUCUAAUUAGCCAGUCACCACGGGGAUGUGCGGUGUCUCAAUCUGCUUUCGAUAGUAGGAAUACGUGUGCAUUAAACAUCGCGUUUCACUGACUCUAGACAGAACAGAAAUUUCGUGGAGAGUCACUUUUCUUUUGGAAAACAAAAUGUUAAAACUGGUGUCCGCAUACCGAUGCCGUCGCGUGAAAAUCCUUGUUUACAAUGGCGAGUAAUGCAGUACGACGACGGUCGCAGCGUGUUUCUUGCCGGACUUCACGUGAACGAGCCUGAACUGUAAACACACCCAGUGGGACGCAGUGUGCCUGUCGAACGCGUUGUAACGGUGCUUAGGCCGGGGGAGAAAGUGCGGUUAGCGCGACAGUAAUAUUUCUGCAGUUGAGAGCUCUGUGCCGUGAACAAGUCAUCAAAACUGUGUCUGGAUUCUUUAGGUAGGCAGAGCUCUUUGCACCACUCGAGUUUGCAGUGAAGAUUUUCCACACGUGUUUUUUUGGAAGGGUGUUUCAUCGUGUUACUUCCUCCUAUUCAGUGACCUCCUGACAAUGUGAGAUAAGAAGGUUAGCCAGAAAGGAAUGUUACCUGAUACAGUGCGAUCGGAGUGUUGGUGUAAGAGUGAGACGGACAGAUAAGCAAGUGCGACACGGUGGUCCAGACUAGCAGGAGCUCGCCGGAGAUGGUGGUGGUCGCUCUGUUUGUGGCGGUGGUGGUGGCGGCUGUGGAGCAGUGCAGCGCGGACGAGCCGCUAGUGGUGCGCGUCAACAAGUGCUGCCCUCUGCACCAGCAGCUGGCGAUAAACAUGACCACCUGCCUCGACUACGAUUACGAGAAGUACGAGGUGGCGCGCACGGCUCGCUCUACACCCACGCCGUCGACGGCUGCGUCGUCGCCGCCGCCGCCACCGCGCCUGCCGUGGUGGGUGUCUGCGAAGCUGCGCGUGGUGAUGCCGUCUGGGCAGGAGGUGGGGGCGGCGGGGGUGGCGUGGCUCGCCAGCCCGGGGGCGGCGCCCGGCUGCCCCGCGCCGUGGCGCUCCCUGGUGAUGCAGCACCUGAACCAGUUCACCGUCACGCACGACGGCCGCAUGCUGCUGUACGACGCCGGAGACGACGACGACGACGGCGUAGACGACGCGCCGCUGGAGCUGCCCGCCGGCGCCUUCUGCCUCGACAGGAUCAAGGUCCGACAGGACGGCGAGGGCCGGUUGGUGGCGCUGGCGUGCCAGUGCUCUUCGGCGUCGGUGUGGUGCUGGCGCAGCUGCUGCCCUUCGGGCUACAAGCUGGACGUGGCCGAGCUGGACCGCGUCCACCAGAACGUCGACUGCGUCAGGGACGCCUCGCCAGAGGCACCCAGACCCUGGCUGCCCAAGCUGCCCAACAUGCGCCGCAGGGAGGUCUACGGAUUCCCCAAGUGCGAGAAGGGCGAGCACAUCUCGGAGACGUACGAGGCGCAGUCGUGGCAGUUGCUGGCCAACGGCAGUGCGCUGGUGGGGGGCGUGGCGCUCGCGCAGCCCCUGGAGCGCUACUGCGCAGACGCGGCAGGCCACGGCGGCCGCGGUCAGCUGCUCUACUGCAGCGACAGGUCCGUCUCCUGGAAGCCCAACCGCCAGCGCGGCCUGCUCUACGGGCUGCUGUUCGGACUGGGCGCCAUCUUCCUGCUCGCCACCGUCCUCCUCUACAGCUGCCUGCCCGGCCUGCUGGCUCGGAUGCACGCGCGCGCCGUGGUGUGCCACGCUACCUCUCUGCUGGGGGCCUACGUGGCGCUCGCCGUGAUGCAGACGUGGCCCGAGAUGCCGCUGCCAGCCUGCUCUGCCGCCGCAUUCAUUGUGCAGUAUUCCUUCCUGGCGGCGUUCUUCUGGCUCAACGUCAUGUGUCUGGACAUUUCCUGGGCCUUCAGUGGGCUGCGUUCGCUGCAGGGCGGCGCCUGGGACGGCGACCGCCGGCGCUUCUGGUGGUUCUCCGCCUACGCGUGGGGCGGCGCCGCCCUCGUCUGCGCGGCCACCGCUGCCGUCGAGUUCUCAGAUUCCGUGCCCAAGGGCGCCAAGCUGAAACCAGACUUCGGGGCCGUGCGCUGCUGGUUCAGGGGGCGCGAGGCGACGCUGCUGUUCUUCUACGGGCCGGUGGCUGUGUUGCUGCUGGGGAACCUCUCCCUCUUCACGUACACCGCCGUCAAGAUCGUCUCUGCUCACAAGGAGACGCAGAUACUCAACAUGGUGGACGGGCGCCGCCGCGGCAAGUCCAGCGGACACAGCGUCUACCGCAAGGAACGCCAGAGGCUAGUGCUGUACACCAAGCUGUUUGGGCUGAUGGGACUGACGUGGGUGAUGGAGAUCGUGUCGUGGGCUGUGGGCGGACCUGCCUACUACUGGUACCUGACGGACCUGGUGAACCUCCUGCGGGCUGUCUUCCUCUUCUACCUGUUUUGCUGCAAGCGCAGCGUGCUUCGGCUGCUCAGGUCGCGACUGCCCUCCUGGUGUCCGUGUUCACUGCCGCCGUCAGAGGGUCAUGGAGGUUCUGGAUCAGGCAGCAGCAAGAGCAAGACGGAGACGCGCAGCCGCAGCUUGACCUCGCAGCGCACCACCUCCUUCAAGCUGACGGAGCAGCAGAUCCUGCAGCUGACUCAGCAGGCCUUGCCUCAGCAACUGGACGCUCAGCAGCCACCAGAACGGCAGACACAGCAGGCCAAUGGUCACGCCACCAGCCCCCCAGACACCACUCCAAUUUGAGGCUACACCUCAGGUGGACGUUCUGUGUGCUUCGCAGCUGCUCACCUCCGUGCUGAUGCUUAUGAUGCCUGCCAGGCCGAAUGAUCAGGUGUAUCCCUGCAUCAAAACUUCAGUACCAGCGGACAACAGCUGCAUCUUGCAGCUGCCUUUGUGCCACUAUCUCUGAUGGGCAUCAUCCUGGUCACUCGCAUGUCUGCCAUUGCGGCCUAGGUUCGUGCUGUAGCUGACACUGCCCGCCAGGCUGAAGAAACCAAUCAGACGCCAUUCCAUCUUACCACUGGCGACAUUGACGAAGCGACAUCAGCGUGAAGAGAAGCUGACACACUUGUGUCCCUCACUAACUGUAAUGACCACAUGGCAACAACACUGAAGACCGUGCAGCUCAGUAUUCUUGCGUGUGUAGCAUUUGUGUCCUGAUUGGAUUUGUGGUGUUGAUAGAAUUCUGGCUGUUUCGUUGACUUUUUCAGAGCGGUGAGACGGCAACUUCUUCUAUAAAACCAGCUCCAUGAUAACCUUGACUAGCGCGUCCUUGUCCUAACACCUUCUGACGAACAACUGACUUCAUUCGUGAUCAGUGUUGUAGUUAAAUACCAAUUGUAUUCUGUGAACGGCAGGCUUUUAACCGCGCCUGUCAGUGAUUUUGUCCCUCAUACAUUCUAACGGGAAAGACUAAAUCUAGCUGUAUGGGAUAUUAGCUGUCGCUGUAUGACCUGUGGGAACAUUUUUAGAAGUGCGGCUGGAUGUGGAAAGUGUUUUCUGACAUUAAUAAGGAAAUGACAACAUAUUAACUCCUUCUAAAACUGUUGAUUGUUCUCAGGUGUGAGACGCUGUUUUACAAGGUAGGGGGAGUAUCUUCUGAGGUUUUUAUAUGUAACUGCCAACAUGGAGCAAGCAGCUAGUCAUCUUUCUUAUUAAAUACAAACGUUGUAACGACAGUGUAAUCUUUUGGCACGAGCCAGUGGAGUACACUUCCAUAUCUCGGAGGACAAUUUCGAAUACCUGACCGUUUCUGAAUCUGUAACUACCGACAAAGUUACCACGAAAACAAUGAAGAACAAUGAAAACUUCAAAAUAAGUGAUGUACCUAGUGGAAAGUGACGAUUAUGACAUUUCAGUGGUGAACGAAGGUUCAGAAUCCACGAGAUGCAUUUUGAAAGAUUGGGUUUCAGCGUUUCCGCACUGCUGUGAGAUGUGUCAAUCACACUUCGAUGAUAACAGCUGUAUUUGAGGGUGUUUCAAAAUAUAAAGCUUUGAUAUUUAAAACUAAAUUUCGCGACUGGUGAAAAGCUGUAAGCAACUGGCUACCCAAAAAAGAAAACGUGGAAUUAUGACACUGAGGAAAUGGAUGUUUGUAGACUCCACGCUGAUCUGUUUAUUUCACGCAGAACAUCCUGUUGACACCACACUGUUCAAGGGAUUCUUUCGCUGAAAAACGUCCUCGUAUACGUAAUUGGUCAGACAGAAAGACACACGCAGAAUGGUAAGAAGUCAUUGUCCCUAGUGUUUUGGUUCCCAGCAUCCAUUACACGGAACGUUUCUGAGCAAUGGAACUAUUUAUUUCACAGAACCUUCAGUGAACAAGUAAAAGGUCCAUAGCUGGGUGGAUUAUGUGAGCCACGCAAAGUCGGGAGUAUGGUAUUGUUCAUACGUUGCCUCAACGAAAAGAUACAUGUGUAAUGAGAUAUUGAAGGCGUAGCGUAUUAUUAUUAUAAAGGAAUCGUUCAGUACGUUCCAAUAUGUAUAUGAAUUAAUUUUUUGCCUUUGGGUAUCGCAAAUGCCAUUUUAUUUGAUAUAAAUGACAUGAUCUGUGCCUGAAUACUUCUGACUGGUAUGAGACCCGCCAGUUAUAUUUCGCAGAAUGGGACGGAAUGUCGUAGGACAAUUUUGAAUACAAGACCGUUUGUAAAUCUGCAACUAUCGGAGAAGUUACCACGGAAAAAAUCUAGAACGAUGAAAAAUAGAAGUUAAGUGAUGAAUUUAGUACAAAGUUGAAUGUGACACUCCGGUGGUGAAUGAAGGGGAGCAUGGAAAGAAGAAUCUAUGGGGGAUAGACUGUCAACGACAGCUAAUGCAUGUGACAAUUUAUGUUUCCCGAAGUAGUUUAUUGAUAGUGAAUAAAAACUUAUACACGCAAGUGCACUGCAGUGAUCGUACUAUCAUGUUGAACCCACUACUUGCAAAAGCCAUUUAAAACAAUGACACGAGACUGGUGUUCUUGCUGGUAUCACUUGCUUGUUUUUGAGUUAUUUUACGUUACGACCAUCGAACAAUGAUACAACUAAGUUACAAAUAAAUAUGGAGAGGUUUUAAUCUUCUUGGAAAAACAUUUUUGGUUGUACACAUAAUAUUGGGUUGCUGGGACAACCUUAAAAAACAAUUGAGGUAAUAAUAAAUUACGAUGGACUUCGUACAGAAGCGAUUUUUGCACUCAGCUCUUCGUCUUACACUAGUCAUUUGGACAACUGCUGUCUAAAAAAUAAAUGUUUAUUUCUCCAUUUAAGAACUACACAGUUCUGAUAGUUGUUUUUGAAAUAUUAGAGUCUCUUGUGGAUUGUUGUACCUUACCACAAUAAAGAUAUUCAACCUUU
Messenger RNA from Schistocerca cancellata (South American locust), 6516 nucleotides. RefSeq names its product probable G-protein coupled receptor Mth-like 1. Gene Ontology annotation, cellular component: membrane. The transcript is spliced from 10 exons. Gene Ontology annotation, biological process: cell surface receptor signaling pathway; G protein-coupled receptor signaling pathway. Gene Ontology annotation, molecular function: G protein-coupled receptor activity. Bases 1883 to 3928 code for a protein of 681 amino acids. The record is from RefSeq and is a predicted model, not a curated record. Lineage: Eukaryota; Metazoa; Arthropoda; Insecta; Orthoptera; Acrididae.